Messenger RNA from Eremothecium sinecaudum, 2274 nucleotides. It is a transcript of the gene MSS11, whose product is annotated as Mss11p. The record is from RefSeq and is a predicted model, not a curated record. NCBI's taxonomy places the organism in Eukaryota, Fungi, Ascomycota, Saccharomycetes, Saccharomycetales, Saccharomycetaceae. Gene Ontology annotation, molecular function: protein binding. The transcript has a single exon. The coding region runs from base 1 to 2274 and encodes 757 amino acids.
AUGAAUGGAAACAGUAAAAUUUGGGAAUCUGCUAGUGAUAUACCAAAUAUAAGGACAUUAUCGGACGGUAUUGGUGGUAAUAACGGUAGUAUGGUAUCUCCUACUACAGUGAAUGAGAGCAGUAAUAAUUUUAGUGGGUCGGGAGGACCAAGUAAUAACGGUGCUAGAGGGUUUUCUGCUUCGCAGGAGAGCUAUGGGAAGAAAAGUAAUUCAUCCAGUAGUUCAGCAGGCAAUGGAGGUGGUUCAGGGGUAAUGAAUAGUAACAGCGGGUCGAAACCCUCGCCGUUGAACGAUGUGUUGGUAUCGGAUGCAAUGGCUAGGAAUUCAAGACAGUUGUUAUAUGCCCAUAUAUAUAACUACCUUGUUCAUAACAAGUACCAUGAAACGGCGAAACGGUUUCUUGAAGAAGCGGAUGUGCCCUUGUCUAAAGUAGUCCCCGAAGGUACAAUGGAUGGUACACAAUUGCUUUACGCAAGAAUGCUUAUGAACUCUCCAGAGACGUUUCUUUUAGAGUGGUGGGAAUCUCUAUGGGCUCUGCAUGGGUUUGUUGAGUCCCAGCCCGAAGAAGUCUUAAUGAGCAAUCCUAUGGGUGGCAUUGGAGCACAGCGUCCCAGCGUUGUACAACCUCAGCAGCAGCCGCAGCAGCAGCCUCAACAACAGCUGACGCAACAGCAGCAGCAGCCUCAACAACAGCGUCAACAACCGGUGAUGGCUAGACAAAUGCAGCCACAAAAUUUUAUGGCUCAACAGCCGCAGCCAGAGGGACAUAUAGGUAUUCAGGGUAUACCACAGGGAAACAUGCGUAUGGGCAGAGCAUCCACAUCAGGUUCACAGCCUGGCUCUUCUGCGGGGCUUUCAAAAGCUGCCCCUCGUCAGUAUGGUUCGGCAGGCAGCGCUUCUAAUAUGAUUAAUACUUCAUAUACCGUACCCCAUAAUAUGGCUACUAUGGGCUAUCCGGUGGUUUACCCACAGUCGUCGCCGGUUAUGAUGAAUACAAAUACACCCAAUGGUAUCAUCCAUCAGCAACCACAGCCGCAGCAGCAGCAGCAUAUUCAGCAAGGAUAUUUUAAUAAACCAGUAGCUGAUAGAUCGGACAGUAGCUCUGGGCAUGUCAAACAGCCACCUGAAUUAGUGAACUAUGUUCAACAACAAGGCCUACAGUUCCAGGAAUUCCAAUAUCCUCAGAAUCAGCAAAGGCAUCAACAAGUCGUCGAUAUUCAAAGACGGCAGAAAAGGCAAAAGAGGGACUCGCCUGUGCAGAAACAGGAUUCACCAAGCAACAAUAAUAUACCAAUAAUUAAUAAUUUCACUUCCAGCACUCCAUUAGGAAAAAAUGGCACUAGGGUUUUGACAAAAUCAGAUCCAAGGCGGCCGUUAAGCUCUGGCAAUCAACAAGCACAAUUAAACUGGAGUAAGCUUCAGCAACAGCAGAAGCAACAGCAACAGCAGCCUCAACAACAGACUCAACAACAGCAAACUCAACCCCAACAGCAGCAGCAACAACAACCACAGCAGCAACAAUCGCAGCAGCAGCAGCAGCAGCAGCAGCAGCAACAACAACAACAACAACAACAACAACAAGCACAGCUUCAAAAACAGCAGCAAGGACAGCAGCAGUUACAAAAAUCUCAGCAGCAGCAGCAACAGCAGCAACAGCAAGGACAGCAGCAGUUACAAAAAUCUCAGCAGCAGCAGCAACAGCAGCAGCAGCAGCAGCAGCAACAACAACAACAACAACAACAACAACAACAACAACAACAACAACAACAACAACAACAACAACAACAACAACAACAACAACAACAACAACAACAACAAGCACAGCUUCAAAAACAGCAGCAACAGCAACAGCAACAGCAACAGCAGCAAGGACAGCUUCAAAAACAACCGCCUCCUCAGCAGCAGCAGCAGCAGCAACCAACGACUCAACAAAAGCAGCAAAAAGAUUUCCAGCAACCAAAUAUGCAACAGUUGGAAUUUAUGAACUCUAUGGGUAUGAUGUUACCUGUAUCAAAUAAUGGAGCAAUUACAAACAUGGAAGAAAAUUCAUUUGCAACGGGCAAUUCAUAUGCACAGCAAUUGAUCUCAGUUACUGGAAAUAAUUCUAUUAGUAGUAACAGCUUAGACCCAUUGUUUUUUCAGCAAACUCAGUUUGCGGGUUCCAAUAAUUCUAAUACUACGGACUCUAAUAACCUAAAAAACGUUGUGUAUCCACAAUUGUCUUCACAGCAGUUCCAGCCUACAAAGAUCUCAGGUCAAGAGAAAAAAGCUUAA